CGGCCAUGGACAAUUGACGUAAUGCUGUAAUACAAGCGUAUCUGCCCCUCGCCGCCACCAUUACUUCCAUACCGUAUUACCACACAAUCGAUACGACGCUAAACCCGAAAGGAAAUUGUUCGACGGGCUCCUUUCACACAAACCGUCCAACCGCCCCAUCUCCAAGUCUAACCUCACCCCCUCCACACGGUGCAACCACCUUUCAAUAUGGCCGAAGCACAAGCCCCCCUCGCGGCCAUCAAGGUCGAGGCCUUGGUGGUGAUGAAAAUCAUCAAGCACUGCUCCCAGACUUUCCCGACCACCGCGACCGGUUCCCUCGUCGGUAUGGAUGUCGAUAACACCCUCGAGAUCACCAACUCUUUCCCGUUCCCCGUUGUCGAGAUGCCCACCGAGUCGCACUUCGAUAACGCCGCUCCCAACCCGGCCGCCGCUGCCCCCCGCGCCAAGUCCAACGCCGCUUACCAGGCUGAGAUGGUCCGGAUGCUUCGUGAGGUCAACAUCGAUGCCAACAACGCUGGCUGGUACACUAGCGCCAACAUGGGCAACUUUGUCAACAUGAACGUGAUCGAGAACCAAUUUUUCUACCAGAAGGAGUUGAACGAGCGGACAGUCGCACUGGUGCACGAUGUGUCUCGCAGCGCUCAGGGCAGCCUGAGCCUGCGUGCUUUCCGCCUGUCGGCUAAGUUCAUGGAGGCUUUCAAGGAUAACAAGUUCAACUCGGAGGAGUUGCAAAAGUCCAAUCUCCGCCACCAAGAUAUCUUCGAGGAGCUGCCCGUCGAGAUCCACAACUCUCACCUGAUCACUUCGUUCAUCCACCAGCUGCAGACCCCAACCCCCGCCGCGCCCACCGACCUUCCCGCCUCGCUCAGCGCUCUCGAGUCCAGCCCCUUCUCCAAGUCCACCACCCUCAGCCCCAACUUUGACAACCUGUCUCUCAGCAUCGACCCCUUCCUCGAGAAGAACUGCGACCUCCUCCUUGACAGCAUUGAGGCCCACAACACCGAGGUCAACAACUACCAGUACUACCAGCGUGUGCUCGGCCGUGAGCAGCAGAAGAUCAACAACUGGAAGCAGAAGCGCGCCCAAGAGAAUGCUACCCGCGCCACGCUCAAGCAGCCUCUCCUCCCCGAGGACGAGUGGCAGCGUUUGUUCAAGCUCCCCGCCGAGCCCAGCCGGUUGGAGAGCAUGCUCAACACCCGCCAGGUGGAGCAGUUCUCUCGCCAGGUCGACAGCUUCGUCUCGGCGACGACUGGCAAGAUGUUUGCUGUUAAGGGCAACCUGCUGCCCGGUGAGACCGCUAAAUAAAUUCCGACACACUCUUGAUUUAGGGGAGUGAGGAGGAGGAGAUGAACCCUGAUACCUCGGGGCUUUUGGGUAUUGCAUGAAACCUUAUUACGGCGUAGGGAGGGAAAAUGUUCUCUGGGAUGUUAAUACGACUUCCUCUUUUGUUUUCUUUGUAUCCGUGACGAGGUCGAGUCCGAUUGUGAUCGAUAUAUGGACUCGCCAUCCGCUCAUAGAACACAAUGACUUUUCUAGACACGACUUUGAAAAUCCUUCUUCUUUAACUGCACUGUUUUUACAUCUUGU
Messenger RNA from Penicillium brasilianum, 1587 nucleotides. The record is from the annotation of a GenBank genome assembly. Lineage: Eukaryota; Fungi; Ascomycota; Eurotiomycetes; Eurotiales; Aspergillaceae.